AUGGGGUACACGGGGUGGAUGCGGUCCCAGUCCCCCUCGGGUCCGAGGGGCGUGCAUAAGCCUUCGUGCACGUCCUCUCGGACCCAGAGCGUCCUAGCAGAGCUCGUAGUCUGCGAACGGGGUAAUUCUUGCCGCCGGUGCCGGCUGCUUGGUAAACAAGCGCCGGUGAACGGCGGCAGAAUUAAGUAUGACUCUCUCAAGCUAUGGAAAUACAUUUAUAACAGUGUUUGUUUCUGUUUUCAGGCACUUUUACCAAUCCUGAAGAUUGCAGCCACACAGGCAGAAGGUAGUGGGCUGUCUGUAAAGCGAGCAGCCAUCAUCAACAUCUCCUCAGUGCUCGGCUCCAUAGAGAAGAAUGACAAAGGGGGUAUCUAUCCUUAUAGAGCCAGCAAGGCUGCAUUGAAUGCCAUCACCAAAUCGUUAAGCACUGAUCUCAGGAACUCAAACAUCUUGGUGAGCAGCAUAUGUCCUGGAUGGGCACAAACAGAUAUGGGUGGCAAGAAUGCUUCUCUUACCCAGAGCAUAUCUAAUGUUCUGCAUCUUCUUAACACCAUGAAUGACACCCACCAUGGGCAAUUUCAUCAACAUGAUGGUGUCAAACUGCCUUGGUGAUAAUAUCACCAUUACCAUCAUCAUUAUUAAUUUUGUUUUUUUGGCAAGUUUCAGUUAAAUAGCAAGUGUUAAUUGCCAUUAACUAGAAUGUAUUACUUGUAUAAAGAACGGUGUAUUGCAUAUCAUCUUAACACAUCUUAAUUUUAACAAUGCAAAUAACAUCAGAAUGUCAAUUCUAGAAGUGCCAACCAACCAAUGUAUUGUGUACACCAUUGGUUGACAGUCAUUUAAAGCAUGAUGUCUAUUAAAAUACAUGAACUUAAGAAGAAUCAUUAUUACCUUACCAAGCAACUAGACUAAGUGAAUUUCAGCCAUGUUUUAAAAUAUUUUAAUCAUGUAAUCCAGGGAAACAAUUAGCAGUAAUGAAAACAGAAGUCACUUUUAGUGUAGCAACGGUAUCUCAUAAUACUGAAAUAAAUAUAUAUAAUAGAAAUUGUAACAUUUAAUUUAGUAACAUCCAUACACACAAAAUAUACUGUUAGAUUCAGGAGAUAAAUUAGGUCAGAUAAGUGAGUAAGAGAAAAGCAUACUUUAUUCAAAUUGAAUGACCUCUUAAUCCCAUAGAAUGAGAACUGCCAAUUUACAUUUUCUUCAGUCAGUUUCUAGCAUAUAAGAAAACAAGGCAUGUUUGAUAAAAUUAAAGGUAUUCAUCAGUGCAAUACUAGUUGGCCAUCAAAACUUAGUAUCUUUGGCUCUAAGAGCCAAAGAUACUUGUGAGCCAUGAUUAUCACUAAAGCGUGCUGCCUAAUUUUCCUUGAUAGGUAUGUAUUCUUAAGUUUGAGCCUUUUAGUAGACCCACACUACACUAACUACAGGGAUGUCAAAAUCCAAAAUGUACCUUUAGUGCAUCACUAAGUAAAAAAAAAAAAGGAAAAAAAAAAAGUUUGAGGCUCUGUU
Messenger RNA from Scylla paramamosain (green mud crab), 1509 nucleotides. Its product is annotated as C-signal-like. The record is from RefSeq and is a predicted model, not a curated record. Gene Ontology annotation, cellular component: cytoplasm. Gene Ontology annotation, molecular function: oxidoreductase activity. NCBI's taxonomy places the organism in Eukaryota, Metazoa, Arthropoda, Malacostraca, Decapoda, Portunidae.